This is a messenger RNA of Prorocentrum cordatum, 1794 nucleotides long. Lineage: Eukaryota; Dinophyceae; Prorocentrales; Prorocentraceae. The record is from the annotation of a GenBank genome assembly.
GAUGCGACGGGCGACGAUGAUUCGAAGAUGGGAGAGGUGAUGGAGCAGGCUCCGGAGUUGUUCACCAUGUACGCGACGAUGCAGAACACGAAGCUCGACAGACUCCUGACGAAGAUGGAUGACAUGAACGACAAGAUCGAUGCAGUCAAGGCGAAGACCAUGGAACUCGAUGAAAAGGUUAUUGACUUGGAGGUGGAGCUUGGGAACGUGAAGCUGGACAUCGAAGAUAUGGCCACGCAGGACUCCAUGAGCGACGUGAUGCGCAGGACGGCGGCCAAGAAGUCUGAGGAGGCACUCGAGCGUACCGUGGUUGUCGGCGGGUUCGAGCGGGACUCGCUGGGCACAGAGAUCACGGACGGCAUCAAAGCAGGGUGUGGGGACUCGGACGGCAACGUGGAGGGCUCAGAGGAGAUCUUCGUCCAGGGUCGCCAGAGCAGCAUAGGUUUCGUCAGGUUCAAGGACGCCCAGGGCAAGAAGGAUUUCUUGACGAACUUGAAGAACAAGUGGGAUGUCACGGUCAAUGUCUGGAGGCUGUGGGCGAACGACGACAAGGAUGAGCCAACCCGCCUGAAGGAGAAGCCGGUGGCUAAAAUGGUGAAGGUGUUAGAGGUGGCAGUGGACGGCAUCUCGGACCUCAAGCUGGGCUUCACUGAGGCUUACAGGGAUUUGCUGGCCCACGAGCAAGAACUUGAGCACGUUUCCGUUGCAGAGCGCGUGGGCGAGCUGAAGCGGGCGCGCCAGGACAUGCCGGGGAUGGUGUACAAGCAGAGGCAGACGCUACGCAUCGCAGUCGAUGUUGAUUUCGCGGCGCAGAAGUGUAGCAUUUCAUCGCGGAAGGGUGCCAUCGCGCUGUCAAGCUUCACGGCGGCGUUCCCCAGCCUGUCGCGCGACUACACGCGGGGCGCCCUGAUGGCCGUCGGGUCGCCGCCCCGCGACAACAAGCGCUGGAUCAAGAUCGGCAGCUCCGUUUUCGAAAACAUCGCCCGCAUGAGUUCUGGCGUCUAUGCGCUGUUCCGCGCGGUCAGCGGCGGCGGCGUGCAGGCGAGCGCGGAGAAGAACGCGCGUGCCCUGCUGUAUCUGUGGCGAUGCAGAGGGACACAUAUAGCACGCAACUCGCCACAGUCCGCCAACUCGCACGAGCUCCAGGCCGCCCUCUACACGGACAACUUCUACAAUAACAUCCCCAAGCGCUUGAAAGCCUGGUUCCCGCUCAUCGGUGCGCUUCCGCCUGCUCGCUCCUUCGACGAAGCCUUCCUCGCCGCGCUACCCGUGCCGACGACCGCCGCGCCCUCGCAGACGCCCGCCGCCGAGCAGUCUCGCGCCUACAUGAACGAGCGCGCGGAAGCGUGGGCCGCCCGAUGGAUCCCGAGCGUAUAUUCAAACCCUAGCUACGACGACUACCGCGACUGCAUCAUCGCGCGCCUGGGCCUCGACGGCGAGCCGAGCGAUGACGACGCCAUCCCGCGCGCCAUCGCAGGCCUGGCCGUCGCCUUCAAGACCUACAACUUCCACCGCGUCCAGCACGGCGUGAACAUCGGCUCGGCCUCCAUCAAUGAGGUACCCUUCCAUCUCACAAUCAAGCGCAUCGUCGGCUUGCCCAGCUUGUGUUUCAGCCAGGUGAGUGCCGCUGCCACGAUCGCAGCCGAGGCCGGCAGCAUCUCUAAGCACGGGUCUGCCAAUCUGAUCAAAUCCAUGUGUGCCUUCGAUCGGCGGCUGAAGCUCCCCUUGGCUGCCACCACGGACGCUUUCAUGGAGCAGUUCCCCGAUAGGCGGUUGGCCACCGGCGUCGCGCAA